AGUGCCUGUCGAUAAACCUUCCUCCAUCUUGAUGUCCGAUGGGCAUCCGUUGAACAACUACCACCAGGGUUAUUUUGAUGACAUGAAUGAGUAUCAGUUUGCCGACGACGGCUUCCGGGGCUAUGGGAACUUUGGGAAGCGAAGAAGGGUGGAUCCUUACCCUGAGCCUGCGGCAAUGUUCGAUAACCGACGACAAGGGUUCGUUUAUACGGGCAACCUGAAGGACCUGCUGGACGAGCAGAUGAAGAUGGUACCCUUGCAGUCGAUGCUUCCAAACUGUGCCUUCCUGUUACAGCGAGAGAUCGAGUUCCUUCGGAACCAGGAGAUGGCACCGCCGGUUAUGAGGGAGGAUCCAGGGGCCAUGCGACCUUCAAGAGGGCCUUUUAUGCUGGAAGAGACCAGGAGUAACCGGGGAAUGACCCCAGAGCAGUCCUACCAAAAUAUAUACACCGGCAUGCAAGGCAAAGAUCAGCGCUCAAGUGACUGGAAGCCUUCGUCGUCUGACGGGAUUGAUACGGUCCUCGUCGAUCACCUAGAGAAGUCAGACGGAAACUGCAAGACCAUGAUAAAGAUCUUUGUUCCCGUCGAUCGAUAUCCUGGAUUCAACUUUGUUGGCCGUCUGCUGGGACCGCGUGGAAGCACUUUUGUAGAGUUACAGGCGAGCAGCGGGUGCAAGAUGACCAUCCGAGGGCGCGGCUCUAUCAAGCUGAAGCCCGGGCAGACAGAAGCUUCGCUGAUGCGACAGGCGAACUACCAGCAUCUCAGUGAGCCCCUGGACUUGACACCUUGUCUUCGUCUGUACUCGGUUACCCAGCAUGUUGUUGUCGAGUACGAGGGGCCGUCGUGGGCGAAAGAUCGAACUCUGCGCCAUGCGGAGAACAUCUUGAAGGAGGUUAUGAUCCCUCCGUCAUCGGAAGGAAGCGACAAGAUCAAGCAGCAGCAGCUGCGGGAUCUUGCGAUUCUUAACGGCAAGUACCGAUCGCCUCCUCGUAAACCGCGAGUAGACGACAAUAUACCCGGCAGAGGUUUCAGUCCCCCCGAUCCUUACGGGGGAUAUGCACAGCCUCUUCCUGGCGGGAGCUUUGAUGCUCGUCAGCCAUACCCGGGCGAGGGGGCGCCUCCUGGACUUUACGAUACUGCCGAGGGCAGCAGGAAGUAUGCAUCAGCCUACAAUCCUUACUAG
Messenger RNA from Guillardia theta CCMP2712, 1183 nucleotides. RefSeq lists its product as hypothetical. The transcript has 20 exons. Gene Ontology annotation, molecular function: mRNA binding. Lineage: Eukaryota; Cryptophyceae; Pyrenomonadales; Geminigeraceae. Gene Ontology annotation, cellular component: nucleus. Gene Ontology annotation, biological process: regulation of mRNA splicing, via spliceosome. Bases 32 to 1183 code for a protein of 383 amino acids. The record is from RefSeq and is a predicted model, not a curated record.